This is a messenger RNA of Stylophora pistillata, 784 nucleotides long. Its product is annotated as inactive tyrosine-protein kinase 7. Gene Ontology annotation, molecular function: ATP binding; cell-cell adhesion mediator activity; protein tyrosine kinase activity. NCBI's taxonomy places the organism in Eukaryota, Metazoa, Cnidaria, Anthozoa, Scleractinia, Pocilloporidae. Gene Ontology annotation, biological process: axon guidance; protein phosphorylation; dendrite self-avoidance. The record is from RefSeq and is a predicted model, not a curated record. Gene Ontology annotation, cellular component: plasma membrane; axon.
UCAGUUCCAAUGAACUCCACAUUUACAUCAGCUUGUUAUGUAAGGGGUGAUCCUCCAGUAUCUGUCAAUUGGACCAAGAAUGGAGAAGCUCUUGCAGGUAACAGCAACACAUUAGUCAUUAAGUGGGUGACUUUUGAUGAUGAAGGUAUCUAUAAAUGUGCUGCUGAAAAUGUGGCUGGAAAAAAUUACACCACCUUCUGGAUCGAUGUAACUGUGUCUCCUCAGAUUAUAUUGUCUCCAGUAAAGCAAUCUGUUAUCAAUGGAGACCCUGUCAACUUUACUUGCCGUGCCUCAGGUGUUCCAACACCAAAAGUGACCUGGACAUUUGAUGGUGGUAAACUUCCAUUUGGUAAUAAUCAAACCAAUGUUGAGGGAGACUCAUUCGUGGAAUCAUUCCUGGAAAUGCCAAACACAGCAAAGGAAAUGGAAGGACUAUAUGAGUGCACGGCAGAAAACAAAGCAGAUACAAUAAAUUCUUCAGUAACACUUCAAGUUUUUGGUAGGUUCUUUAAUAAAAAUGAUAAGGAUUGUAUAAUCGUGAAUUUAACAAUGAUUAUGAUAUUAACAAUUAUGGAUCCACUGUAACAAUAAGCUAUGGUACCUUCCUCUCUUGAGUUUAUCUCUUGUGCUGAUGCAUGAAAUACUGAUUACUCAGAAAUGGAGACUAAAGUCUAAAAGGGGAACAGAAAAUAACUGAGAACCUGUUAAGGCUGGUGUUUGUAAUAAUUGUUUUGAGUUGGAUUCUCAGUCAUACUUUUGGAAAUCAUCUAAGACAAGAAAGCCA